AUGGGCGGUGUCCAGCCCAUUCAUUACGACUCAGAAACUGUUAAGGAGCUUACCCAUGAACUUUUGGUAGCCUCUGGAAUUGGUGCCUUGAGAGGUGCCGCUAUCGGUAUCACUUCCGCACUAUUGUUGCGAAGGUUUUCCACAGUUUACAGAACUGUCAGAACCCAAGUCCGAGUCUUCUACCACAUUUCAUGGAUUUCUAUGGGAGCAGUAUUUUACGCUGACAGACAGCUCAUCAAAUUUCAAAACCGAUACCACGAGAAAGAAGCCAAAAGACGGUCACGAAUUCUAGAUGAAGCUGCUGAUCGAGGGAUAUUCUUAGAGGAAGACGCCGCAGUGACCAGCACCACGUCGUGA
Lachancea sp. 'fantastica' is the source of this 357-nucleotide messenger RNA. Lineage: Eukaryota; Fungi; Ascomycota; Saccharomycetes; Saccharomycetales; Saccharomycetaceae. The record is from the annotation of a GenBank genome assembly.